AAAUUACACUACGAAGAAGAAUAGUGUGCACUAGCUAUGCUAAACUGUCUAAAUCGUUUUUUUAAUAUACAUCAAAUAUUAUAAUGCUGAUAUUAUUUAGAUUACUAAAUUGAUUACACCCCUCAUAAUUUUUGCCAUCCUUUGCCUAUAAAAAUAUAAAAUUUACCGUUGUAAAUAUUCGGCUGUUUUUUUCUCGUAUUUGUCAAGCAAUUUAAUGAGUACAGACUUCAUGAAAAUCUUUGUGUCUAGAAUACUGUUAUACCCUAUUGCUUGUUGAAUGAUACGCGUAUCGCAAUAGAGACACUAUAUAAAUAAUCAUACUGCAUAGAUUUGACAAUCUGUAACUUUACUUAAAUUCGGAACAUCUAGAAUCAGUUUUUAAAUGCCAGGUGAAAUAAACCCGGUUUUGGGAAACGAGAAAUCGACCCAAGGAAGCGGUAAUUUGAUGCUUAACAAAGACAAUAAGAAUUACACAAGUGUUCAUCUAUCUAAUUUCUUAAAAAGAAGAAGCUCAGAAACACAAACUACAUUUAAUUCUCCGCGGUCUGAUGCGUCAAAUGGCUCGCCUAAAUUGAUGAACGCGGGAUAUUUUACACCGCCCACCUCCCCUGUAUGUCCUUAGAUUUUUCAUUUUUAUUUUUUGGAUAGGCUGUAAACAAACUUUAUUUUUAGGACAUUCCCACAAACUGUCCCCCAACACCAGUUCAUCAAAAGACACCUGGUAACAUCGGGGAUGAGAUACUUAAAACGUUUAGUUCUGCUAGAUCUAAUAUAUCUAAAAGAGACUGUAUUUCUCCUACCAGGCAAAAUAACUUUAAUUUUGAGACCAUCAAAAGAAAGUGUUUAAAUAGCCUCAAUCAUUCAAACUAUGAUCCCUCUAAUUCUAACACUCGGACUAUUAUGCCUUACUUGACCUAUCACUACACAUCAAUAUCUGAAAACACAGGAUUUAUUCCUUUAAAGCCUACAUUGUGCAAACCUACUCCGACAAAGGUUCUCAGUAUCAAUCGUAAUCCAUAUUCCCCAUGUAAUACGUCAUCUUCUUAUUCUAAUAUUGAAAUACCUUAUGACUCUUCUCCCGCGCGUUUGCUAUUAGAUUUUCAUUUAGAGCAAGAGCUUGGGAAAGGAUCUUUUGGCUCUGUAAUUCUAUGUACUCACCGAAUGGAUGGAUGGAACUAUGCUGUUAAGUGUAUUCAUUUUACUACCUGCAAGCAGCGAGACCGUCUAAUCAAUGAAGUUUACCUAAUGGCAUCUUUUUCGCAUCCUAACAUCGUAGAGUACCAUUCCUCUUGGAUGGAUGAAUCAAAUAUUUAUAUUCAAAUGGAAUAUUGUAAUGGUGGCUCUCUAGAAACUUGGUGGAAAUACAAUCAAGACUCUAGUUUCGCUGAAAAAGAAGCAAAACUUUGUAAGGUAAUUCAGCACAUUGCUCUUGCCUUAGAUUAUCUACAUACGCAGGAAAAUGCAGUCCAUUUAGAUAUCAAACCGGCCAAUAUUUUCGUGCAAUAUCAUUCUUCAGUUUAUUAUACAUAUAAGCUCGGCGACUUUGGCUCCAUGCAGAAAAUCCCUCUAGCAAAUGAAUGUUUCGACUAUGAGAACAGCUUUUUGGGGUAUAAAAAAAAGCAAGAAUUAAAUUUAAGUAAAAUAGAAUGUGAUGACAUAGAUGAAGGUGACGGGCGGUACUUGGCACCAGAGCUGCUGAAAGAUCAAGUGGAUGUUAGAUUAUUAGGUCGUGCAGACAUCUAUGCUGUUGGAUGUAGCAUUUUGGAGCUAGCUGGGGGUCAGCUAUUACCCAAUCACUCUGAAUUUUCUAGUGAGGAUGUGUCUAACCCCCCAGUUUUAUUACCUCGUGGAUACAGUGUCAAGUUUGCUAGCCUACUUAGCAAAAUGCUCGAUUCGGAUCCAUCUAAAAGACCCAGUGCGCGCGUCCUUUUAAUGGAUCAAGAAAUAGGCUCAACGGAGUCUAGGAUUCUGCUCCUACAAAAAGAAGUCUAUCAGCUACAACAAGAAAAUCGCCUCAUGAGAGAACAACUUCAAGCCAAUUCUGUAAACUGUAGACUUAGUUCAUUUUAAGUUUAUAUAAAAACUAUAUAUAGAAAAAUAGGCUUGUUGCUUUAUUCAAAUGUAUAGUUCUUACAGUAGUUAAGGGAUUUUGACAAAGAUGGCUAGUUGGAUUUCAGUGUGAAUCCGACAACCGGGCAUUAAUGUUGUCGGUACAUUUAUAAAUGUUUUUAAUUGUGUUUAUGGCAUCUUCGAAUCUAUCAACUACCUGCAUGUUCGAUAUAUGGCCAUGCUGUCAACAGGUUUGUCAGGCGCACCAAAUCAUGAGAUAAUAAACAAUCAGCUUGUUCCCUUGCCUCAGUAACGCAUAAUUUUAACAAUGUGUCGCGCUAGUUUUUUUUAUAUAUGCUUACAUGUUAAUAAGUUAAAAUAUAGAAGUACAUAAUUACACAUGUCGGAAAAUAAUAAACAGAUGCUGACAAUUUCAGAAAGAUAUUAUUGAAGAGAAGAAAUACAUAGAUUUCGUCAACGAAGUUAUUUGGUCUUUCAUGUCUUCGUCAAGUAUUUGUUUCACGAAAGUUACAUUCACUCUGAAGGCUCGCACAGAGACAGUUGAUCAAAAUGUAUUUUUAGUUGGAGACACCCCCUACCUUGGCUCAUGGAUACCUCAUCAAGCCAUCAAAAUGAAAAAGACACAUGUUUCUGUUAAGAACAUCGACACAUUUGUUUGGAAGGCAACUGUUCAUUUGCCAGUUAAUAUCCCUGUUUCUUACAAAUAUGUCAUAAUGGGUGAUAACCGUUUAAUUAAGUGGGAGACCAAUAGUCAUAACAUACGAAAUUUAAUUCCUCUUCAUAAAGAAAUGAACGUUGACGAUGGUGAAUUCGGGCAAGAUGCUGAUAACGCCUGGAUAGAUGAAGCUUGGCUAAAUAAUGAGAUCCAAAUUCGUAUUUCUCUUGGCUAUUAUGACCCUCUAACAGGUGACCCCUUCCCUCCUGUAACUGGACAUGCAUCUGAUCGUUCUCUGUAUUUGCAUUUAUUUGAUCCAAGCCGCGUUAUCUCGCGAAAGCUAACCCGAACAUCUUGGAAUUCGUGGAGUGAGAUCGUUUUCCACACACACGAUCUCUCACAAUUCCAAGUCAAUGUUGAAGCUUGCGAGAUAAAUCCGGACGAAAAGGAUGAAUCUUUGACGGAGUGCAUUUGUAUGACUUGUAUUACUGGUGGAAUCUUGAAAGAUAGGCGCAAUUAUGUUUCGUUGCCACUUUUCAAUUCAAAGAUGGUCUAUUGUGGCUUAUUUAAUUUCAAAUAUUUAAUCGUCAUGCCAUUUAAAGACAAACUCAACAACAUGUCUUUUCCCUGGAACUUACACUCCGAAUCUCAGCGGCCUAUUGGUAAAUCAGUUGGACAUCGUGGAUGUGGCUCAACGAAGACGACUGUUAUUUCGGAAAACACAAUUUUUUCUUUUUUAACAGCUGCUAACUACGGUGCCGAUUAUAUUGAGUUCGAUGUCCAAAUUACAAAAGAUGGCGUUCCAGUCAUUAAUCAUGAUUUUCACCUUUGCGCAGUCAACUACUUAGGAAAACAAAUUAACGUUCACAUAUCCUCUCUAACAAAAAAGGAAUUUAAAAUGCUGAGACCUGAACACAAAUAUUGCGAUUAUAUUUUUCAAUUAUCUAGAUCUGCUCUGAGGCUUUCUGGUCAUAUCCAGAAAUCUCGAAGUUUGAAUGACCUCAAUAAAUCUUCUUCAGAAGAUGAAUCCGCAUCGCGCCAAUUUGAAAGAUACAACCCAAAGCUGGUACCAUCCAGAGACACGAUACACGGAAUAUCUGAUCUUUCGAGAUAUCGGGAACCACCUGGCCGCGAGCGCAAUGUGAUCAACCCGCGCGAUACGUUCGCAACGCUGAGUGAGACUUUUUGUGCUAUUCCUGUUGAGAUUGGCUUUGUUAUUGAAAUCAAGUAUCCGUCCUAUCGUUAUCAGCACGAUGCUAAGAUGCUGUAUCACGAACGGAACUUUUACGUUGACGCUGUCCUUAGAGCAACUUUCGCUGCCCUUGCCAAUCCUCUGUUUUCUUCUAGGAAAAUCAUGUUUAUAUCAUUUGAUGCAGAUAUAUGCAUUCUAUUAUCUCAGAAGCAGCCUCGAUAUCCAGUUCUUUUUUUAUUGUCGCUUGAUCCUACUAAAACCACGGAAAACAAUGAAGUUGAACAAUACGAUAUUCGAUGCAAGGAUUUCGAUGUGGCUUUAAACUUUGCUAAAAAUGUCCGUCUUCAAGGUUUGAUUUGUGAUGCAGGAAGUAUUUUGUCCAAUUUACAUUUGGUGAAGAAAACACAUGAAAAGGGGCUCUUGUUAAUGACAUAUGGCGAGCAAAAUAUGAAGGAGGAAUGCAGGAAAACACAAAAGAACGCGGGUGUAGAUUCUUUGAUUAUUGAUAAUGUUUUGCGCUUCCGCUGACAA
Messenger RNA from Schistocerca gregaria, 4448 nucleotides. RefSeq names its product wee1-like protein kinase 2. The transcript is spliced from 7 exons. Gene Ontology annotation, molecular function: starch binding; phosphoric diester hydrolase activity; ATP binding. Gene Ontology annotation, biological process: protein phosphorylation; glycerophospholipid catabolic process. The record is from RefSeq and is a predicted model, not a curated record. Lineage: Eukaryota; Metazoa; Arthropoda; Insecta; Orthoptera; Acrididae. The coding region runs from base 2547 to 4445 and encodes 632 amino acids.